UCGAAUUUCGCUUCUGCCAUGGCCGGCGGUCGGAGUAUAUAAACGAAUCGCUUUCCAGACUAACAAAGUGUCGAUAAUGGGAGUUGGAAAUUCUUCUCUCUCCCUUUCAGUGCCCAAUAGCUCCUCAUACUUCAUCUCCUCUACUCUUUGUCCCCCCCACAAAUCAAAAUCAAUCUUCUUUACUUUCCCUUCCAAUCUUCCACACUUUUCUCUCUACCGGACUCCCAUCAUCAAGUUCUCCAUGGAACAAAAUCUCGUUCCCCUUAAGUGCGUUGGAAUUAAAGAAGCUAUCUUCCAUGGAGAAGAAGAAGAUUCUUCAAAACCCUUUUCUGAUCUUCACAGUUUAGACACAGAAUUGCUUCAGACGAUGAUGUAUGAUGCCCUGGUUUGGAGUUCACUUCACGGUCUAAUCGUUGGAGACAGAACCGUUCAGAAAUCUGGAAAAGUUCCUGGCGUUGGUUUGGUUCAUGCGCCAUUUGCUUUGUUACCUAUGCCAUUUCCAGAGAAACAUUGGAUUCAGGCAUGUGAGGUGGCACCCAUCUUCAAUGAACUAGUUGAUCGUGUCAGUUUGGAUGGUGAAUUCCUGCAGGACACACUCUCCAGAACAAAGAAAGCUGAUGAGUUUACAUCGAGGCUCUUAGAUAUUCAUUCGAAGAUGCUGGAAAUCAAUAAAAAGGAAGAUAUACGGUUGGGAUUACAUCGAUCUGACUAUAUGCUUGACGAACAAACAAAACUAUUACUUCAGAUAGAGCUCAAUACAAUUUCUUCUUCUUUUCCUGGGCUUACUUGUCUUGUCAGCGAUCUUCAUAGGAAUUUAAUAAAUCAAUAUGGAGGGCAACUAGGUUUAGACCACAAAAAGGUCCCAGAAAAUGCUGCUGUGAUUCAAUAUGCCAAUGCAUUAGCUAAAGCCUGGACCGAAUUCAAUAACCCUAGGGCUGCGGUUAUGAUUGUGGUUCAAAACGAAGAGCGCAAUAUGUAUGACCAACAUUGGCUUUCGUUGGUGCUCAGAGAAAAAUAUGGUGUUCAAACUAUUAGGAAGACACUGGCUGAAAUUGAUGCACAAGGGAAGCUUCAACCUGACGGGACUCUCGUCGUUGGCGAUGAAGCAAUUUCUGUCAUUUAUUUUAGAGCGGGAUAUGCUCCUACAGAUUAUCCUUCUGAAUCGGAGUGGAAGGCUAGAUUAUUAAUGGAGCAGUCUUCUGCAAUUAAGUGCCCUUCAGUUUCUUAUCAUUUAGCCGGCACAAAAAAGGUGCAACAAGAACUUGCAAAACCAGGUGUUCUUGAAAGGUUUCUUGAAAACAAAGAUGAAAUAGCCAAACUACGAAAAUGCUUUGCAGGACUGUGGAGCCUAGAUGAUACAGAUGUGGUCAAGGAUGCGAUUGAAAGACCUGAACUAUAUGUUAUGAAACCGCAAAGAGAAGGAGGAGGUAACAAUAUAUAUGGGGACGAUAUAAGUAAAACCUUGCUAAAAUUGCAAGAGGAAGGAACAGAAGGAAGUGCAGCAUAUAUACUUAUGCAGAGAAUUUUCCCAACUGUAUCUUCCACUCUUUUGAUGCGCGAAGGUGUUUGUCACAAAGAGAAAGCAAUCUCCGAACUCGGAAUAUAUGGUGCUUAUUUGAGAAACAAAGAGAAGGUGAUUUUGAAUGAGAAAAGCGGUUAUUUGAUGAGGACUAAGGUAUCAUCAUCUAACGAGGGAGGUGUUGCAGCUGGAUUUGCGGUUUUGGACAGCAUAUAUUUGACUUGAAGGAGGCUAAUAUCAAGAUCAUCUCUUUAUGUGAUUUUAAUUACUUGUUGCUUUUUAUUGAUUUUUAUGUUUGAAACAUGGUGAGAAAGAUUUGCAGUAGGGAGGAAUAGGAUUCCAGCAUAAAUGAUGUUAACCUCUUUAGAUUGGGCAGAAGCAUAUUCACCCCCUUGAAACUCUCCAUUGAUUGUGACAAUAAUAAAACAAUAAAAGUGUCAAAUAUUUCAAUA
This is a messenger RNA of Impatiens glandulifera, 1971 nucleotides long. RefSeq names its product glutathione synthetase, chloroplastic. Gene Ontology annotation, cellular component: cytosol. Gene Ontology annotation, biological process: glutathione biosynthetic process. Bases 77 to 1744 code for a protein of 555 amino acids. The record is from RefSeq and is a predicted model, not a curated record. NCBI's taxonomy places the organism in Eukaryota, Viridiplantae, Streptophyta, Magnoliopsida, Ericales, Balsaminaceae. Gene Ontology annotation, molecular function: ATP binding; glutathione binding; glutathione synthase activity. The transcript has 12 exons.